This is a messenger RNA of Onychomys torridus (southern grasshopper mouse), 528 nucleotides long. RefSeq names its product keratin-associated protein 13-1-like. NCBI's taxonomy places the organism in Eukaryota, Metazoa, Chordata, Mammalia, Rodentia, Cricetidae. The transcript has a single exon. The coding region runs from base 1 to 528 and encodes 175 amino acids. The record is from RefSeq and is a predicted model, not a curated record.
AUGGCCUACAGCUGCUGCUCUGGAAACUUCUCCUCCCGCUCCCUCGGGCACUGCCUGCCCUCCUCACGUUCCUCCUGUGGUUCUUCCUACCCCAGCAACCUGGUCUACACCACUACCAGCUGCUCUCCCAGCACCUGCCAGCUGGGAUCCUCUCUGAACACCAGCUGUCAAGAGACCUGCAUUGAGCCCAUCAGCUGCCAGAGGUCCUGUGUGGUGUCCAGCCCCUGCCAGACAGCCUGCUACUACCCCAGGAGCUCCACACCUUGCAGUCCCUGCCAGGGGACAUAUGUUGGGUCUCUGGGCUUUGGGUCCAGGAGCUGCCGUUCCCUGGGCUAUGGAUCUAGAAGCUGCUACUCAGUGGGUUGUGGAACCAGUGGUUUCAGAUCUCUGAAUUGUGGAGUCUCUGGCUUCCCUUCCCUGGGUUAUGGGUCCAGAGUCUGCUACCCAGCAUACUUGGCUUCUGCUACAUUUUAUCCUUACUGUUACACAUCAACCUGUGGGUCUAGCCUUUAUGGAUUCAACUGUUAA